GCAACUCAAAUAAGAACGACCAAUUUGCCACUCUCCUCCAAAACAUGUGCCCGAAGCUCUGGGCCGUGUACAAACGCAAACCCUCGCCAAGACCACUCUGGGCUGGAAAGCAAAGUCGGAACGAAAAUGUAGAGUGAAAUUCCCGAAGCUGCCAGAGAACGGAGCGAGCGCAUAUGAACCCGAACACAUCAAUCCCGCAUGGUAGGGCGAAGAUCGUCCAAUCUGUAUACUUGAGAAAGAACUUGGAGACGCGGCAGAACGGCACAAAUGGAGAAGGACAGCAGUCCUCCGAGACGUCUAUACAGCAUCUUAAUUCCCACCUACAAUGAACGUCUAAACAUCGCGCUUCUGUGCUAUCUACUCUUCAAAACUUUGAACGACUUAGACGUGGAUUUUGAAGUGAUUAUCGUAGAUGAUGCAAGUCCUGAUGGGACGCAGGAUGUGAUAAAACAGCUUCAACAAAUAUACGGAGACCAUAAAAUUCUUCUAAGGCCGAGGGCAGCUAAGUUGGGUCUAGGAACCGCUUAUGUACAUGGAUUACAACAUGCUGCGGGUGAUUAUAUCUUCAUCAUGGAUGCGGAUCUUUCUCACCACCCCAAGUAUAUACCAAGCUUCAUCAGGAAGCAGCUGGACACAAAUGCAGACAUCGUCACUGGGACUCGUUACUUGAAAGGGGGUGGGGUGCACGGCUGGGAUCUGCGCCGUAAAUUAACUAGUCGCGGAGCAAAUGUGCUGGCUCACACUCUACUAUGGCCACAUGUUUCUGAUCUGACGGGUUCUUUCAGACUCUACAGAAAGCCUGUUCUUGAGGAACUUGUCAAAUCCUGUGUCAGCAAAGGCUACGUUUUCCAGAUGGAAAUGAUCGUGCGUGCAACACGCAAAGGCUAUUAUAUCGCUGAGGUUCCUAUUUCAUUUGUCGAUAGGGUAUACGGAACGUCAAAACUUGGUGGCGCAGAGAUUGUUCAGUAUCUCAAAGGACUCUUUUUGUUGUUUUUCACAACCUAAGAAAGGAUGUCCUCGAGACUCCAGAAGGGUUUUCUUCAUUCUUUGAGAGCAAGCUAAGGUUGUUAAUCAAACCAUGUUGUCCACAUCAAAAUUCUGAUGGGUUAAAUAUCACAACCCAAGAAAUGGCCCAGUUGCGAGGGCAGGAAAAGUAAGACAUAGGGAAAAGUAAAAUAUAGCAAGGAUGGUCUAAAACAAAUUUUCAGAACUUCAGGUUACUCCUCUGCACUUACUUCUGUGUUGAACUGAUGCCCUAGCCAUGUGGACCAUGUACAUUUGGAGCCUUUUGAUAAACAUAGCACGACGAAAUUUUCCGUUUCAAGCAGUCUAAUGGACGAAGGUAGGACAUCAGCCUAGCACAUCACUCAAAUAGCCAGGACAUGGUUUCUGAAGAAGUGGUGAGACAGAGCCUGGGACUACCACCGUCAACAAGCGUGUGAUAUCCCUUGUAAAUUAAAAAAAAGGAGAAGGAAUGGUCACUAGGGGAAUGAACCUCACUUGAAUUCCAUUCCUUUUUCUAGGUCUUUGAUUCUCAGCCUUUACCAGAGUUACCGCUGCAUUAGCAACCAUGUCAUGCUUGCAGUCGUGUGUCACAUUUUUUCAAGUAUAACACAGAAACACAUUUAACCAAACCUGGUUAGAUUCAUUUCCGUACACUGAGUUGAGUUGAUGUGCAUCUCCAGCCGGAAAGCACACCACGGCAGUGGUCAUCUUGGGUGAGAAUUUACUCGUUUGGGGGAUGACGAAUCGUUUCAUUGUACCCAACUGAAUUAUCGCAUUUGAGAGGAUGAUCAGUGUCCUAUUUGCAAAAGGUGGGAAAUAUCCGCCAUCAUUCCUCUGAUGGUCACUUGUACAGUGUACGAACUAUCACUGUUCUUGAAUUCUUGAAAUGGG
Marchantia polymorpha subsp. ruderalis is the source of this 1896-nucleotide messenger RNA. NCBI's taxonomy places the organism in Eukaryota, Viridiplantae, Streptophyta, Marchantiopsida, Marchantiales, Marchantiaceae. The record is from the annotation of a GenBank genome assembly.